Molecule: messenger RNA, 1581 nt
Organism: Marchantia polymorpha subsp. ruderalis
Lineage: Eukaryota; Viridiplantae; Streptophyta; Marchantiopsida; Marchantiales; Marchantiaceae
Source: the annotation of a GenBank genome assembly
CAACACGAUCGAGAUCGGUUGUCGAAACGAUGGGGAAUUGCUGUGAGAAGAUACCAAUACUGAAUAAGGUGGGGGCAUUUUUUAGCGCUGUCGGCGGAGGAGUCUCGAAGCUCUUCCGGAAGAACAAAGGACCGAAGAAAAAGAGGCCACCGUCUAAAAGUAUUCUGGCCAUGAUUAAGUUCCCAUUCGGAAAUUAUGACUCUUCCGAUCCGCAGGCAGCCAUAGCUGGCGCUGUAGCAGCUGCGAAUGCAAGGCCCACAUCCGGUUGAUGAUGUGGACCGUCUCGUCAAGACCAGCUCUUCGAUCGGGGACUGGAAAUCUUGCUCAACUGAUCAGAUCUGAUCAGAAUGAUGUUCAGAAGCGUCUGGACACUUUCAGGGCCAAGAUGAGCCUUGUGCAGGAGUGAGUGAAGCAAUCGCUCAGUAGGUGCUGCAAGGCGUGCGGAUUUGAGGGAAGGGAAGGUCAAAGUUCGUGUUCUGACAGGAAUCAUUCCAGUCGGGACGAGUUUCUUCAAGCAGCCGGAGAAGUUCUCCGGCUUCUGACAUAAUUACAAUAUACAGGUCUUGUAUACAUCGAUCGCUUAAUAUGACAUUUUGAUUAUGUGGCUCACCGGGAGGUUUGCCUGUCAGAUCGUAAGGCGCUUCACACGAAUUUCGAAGCUCUACUAGGACUUGACCACCGUGGUCUCAUUUAGUAAACCCAAAAGUCCGAUAUGCAGAUGAUUCUGCCAAUGCCAGCAGCAUUGAUUAGUUCAAGAGCUGGAAAUCCCGAUUCCACGAAUAUGAUGCAAGGACACAACAGGUUCAGGACAGAUCUGAAGCACAUCAACACCUCGAACUAAAUUAGUCAUCAGAGGUGACAUGUUGCGAAGACUUGGCACCGCUCAUCGAGAUGCGAAGGUCUUGACCCAGUCGGUCGAUUCAGGUUUGACAAUUCGAGUUUGCUGUGGUUGGAAAGGUAACUUUAAGGUCUCCAUGAAUCAAGAGAUGCUUUCUGUAAAGUAUCUCCAAGCCUACAAAGGCACCACCGGGAGGAGCAAUAAAUACUCAGCUCGAAAACGAUUCGCUUUCUAGCAGACGCAUCCGAUCUGCAAUCUCUUGUGAGAUAUUGUGAGAGUGUAUACUUUAUGCACGCCAAACUUCCUUCCAGGCUGGCGAUAGGCCUGCAAUAUUGCAUCCAUGUGAAUCGAACUCGUCUCGAGCUCCCCAAAGUCCAAAAUGAUUCGCGAUCACCACACUGUGAUAGAUGUAUCAGACUGAAGUAAAAAUGUUUCAGCAAAUCCGUAGCCUCAUGCUCGAGCCCGUCACGCCCUCGACAAAGAUCAGAGGAAGCCGUAACGGCCUGGCUUGACAGUGUUUCACGAAAGUCGUAGCCUCAUGCUCGAAACAGCAAUCCAUUCGACGAACAUCGAACGUAGUUGGUGAGAUGAGAACGUACGUGAGUAGGAGUCUUUCGAUUGCCCCAUGUGGUCGUCGAAUUAUUCCAAUCUGCUCAGUUUAGCCUUGCAAAGUCCAUUCAAGCAAUUACUGAAACUGUAUAUACGAAGUUUGGAGCGAGUUUCAAUAAUUUGGGUUCAUUUAC